Molecule: messenger RNA, 4032 nt
Organism: Oreochromis aureus
Lineage: Eukaryota; Metazoa; Chordata; Actinopteri; Cichliformes; Cichlidae
Gene: hcn4
Product: hyperpolarization activated cyclic nucleotide-gated potassium channel 4
Exons: 9
Coding region: 1-4032 (1343 amino acids)
Biological process (GO): transmembrane transport; potassium ion transport
Cellular component (GO): membrane
Molecular function (GO): voltage-gated potassium channel activity
Source: RefSeq, a predicted model, not a curated record
AUGGACAGGUUGCACUCCUCCAUGCGUAAAAGACUCUACAGUUUGCCACAGCACAUUGGACAGAAAGCAUCUAUAAUGGGUGAAGGAGAAGACGCAGACAAGGACACCCGGAGGAAGAGCAUUAGGAUGAAGCCUUUACCGUCACCGUCGCCGACCUCUGGAGGAAGCUGCAAAGGCAUCGGCGAGACCAAAAGUGGGGAAUCUGUGAUCAUGGAGACGGACAUAGGGAGACCUAUGAAGACCAGCUCAAAUGGAGAUUGUCGGAGAUUUCGAGGCAGCCUUUCGUCCAUCACAAGUCGACAUGUGCACGACUCAGACUCUGCGGAGGAGAGACGCCUCAUCACUGAAGGGGAUGUUACCCCGAGCGAAGAGAGCCCCCCUGGAGCAAUGGGUGACGGGCAGCCGGAUCAAGGUGCGCAGGAGGCCAGCAGUGGCGGUGGCGGUGGUGCCCAAAAUGAUUCUCCAGACCAGCAGUCAGGGUUUAUAAAGUUGGAUGGCAUUGAUCAAAUUCUGCCGGACGACGAGAGAUUAUAUCAGGCUGGGUUCAUACACAGACAGUUAGGAGCAAUGCUUCAACCAGGGGUCAACAAGUUCUCCCUGAGGAUGUUUGGAAGUGAGAAGGCGGUUGAACGAGAGCAAGAGCGGGUUAAAUCCGCCGGAUUUUGGAUAAUUCACCCCUACAGUGAUUUCAGGUUUUACUGGGAUUUGACCAUGCUGCUGCUGAUGGUUGGAAACCUCAUCAUCAUCCCUGUGGGCAUCACCUUUUUCAAGGAUGAGCACACCCCGCCGUGGAUUGUGUUCAACGUUGUCUCCGACACCUUCUUCCUCAUGGACCUGGUUCUUAAUUUCAGGACGGGUAUCGUCAAGGAAGAUAACACAGAAAUCAUCUUAGAUCCGCAACAGAUCAAGAUCAAGUACUUGCGGAGCUGGUUUGUGGUCGACUUCAUAUCCUCCAUCCCCGUAGACUACAUCUUCCUCAUUGUGGAGACGCGCAUUGACUCGGAUUUCUACAAGACGGCACGCGCCUUACGCAUUGUCCGCUUUACCAAGAUACUAAGCUUGCUGCGCCUCCUGCGCCUCUCUAGACUCAUUCGCUACAUCCACCAGUGGGAGGAGAUCUUCCACAUGACCUAUGACCUAGCCAGCGCCAUGGUACGAAUAGUCAAUCUAAUCGGCAUGAUGCUGCUGCUCUGUCACUGGGAUGGCUGCCUGCAGUUCCUGGUGCCCAUGCUCCAGGACUUCCCUGCUGACUGCUGGGUGUCCAAAAAUAAGAUGGUGAAUGACACAUGGGGACAGCAGUACUCCUACGCACUUUUCAAAGCUAUGAGCCACAUGUUGUGUAUUGGGUAUGGCAUGUACCCCCCAGUGGGCAUGACAGACGUGUGGCUGACCAUCCUCAGCAUGAUUGUGGGUGCUACUUGCUACGCCAUGUUUGUGGGCCACGCCACUGCACUAAUCCAAUCUCUGGACUCAUCUCGACGGCAGUACCAGGAGAAGUACAAACAGGUGGAACAGUACAUGUCCUUUCACAAGCUGCCUGCAGAUAUGAGGCAGAGAAUCCACGACUACUAUGAGCACCGCUACCAGGGCAAGAUGUUUGAUGAGGAGAGCAUCCUGGGAGAGCUGAAUGAGCCGCUCCGAGAGGAAAUUAUCAACUUUAACUGUCGAAAGCUGGUGGCAUCUAUGCCGCUAUUUGCCAAUGCUGACCCAAACUUUGUCACCUCUAUGCUCACCAAAUUGAGGUUUGAGGUGUUCCAACCUGGGGAUUACAUCAUAAGAGAAGGCACCAUCGGAAAGAAAAUGUACUUCAUACAACAUGGGGUUGUCAGUGUUCUAACGAAAGGCAACAAAGAGACCAAGCUUUCGGAUGGCUCCUACUUCGGGGAGAUUUGUUUGCUAACACGGGGCAGAAGGACAGCCAGCGUCCGAGCUGACACGUACUGUCGCUUGUACUCACUGUCUGUUGACAACUUCAAUGAGGUACUGGAGGAAUAUCCUAUGAUGAGAAGGGCUUUUGAGACUGUUGCUCUGGACCGGCUGGACCGUAUUGGCAAGAAAAACUCCAUCCUGCAGCACAAGGUGCAACACGACCUCAGCUCUGGUGUACUCAACUACCAGGAGAAUGAGAUCAUCCAGCAGAUUGUGCAGCAUGACAGGGACAUGGCCCACUGUGCCCACCUCAUGCAGAACGCUCCACCACAGACACCGCCCUCACCUACCCCUGUCAUCUGGGCCCCACUCAUCCAAGCACCUCUCCAGGCAGCAGCCGCCACCACCUCUGUAGCCAUAGCCCUGACACACCAUCCCCACCUCCCACCAACGCUCUUCAGACCUCCAGUUUCUGUCCUCGGUUCCCUGAAGGACCCUCCUAGCCGACUUAAAAAGUUUCACACAUUUGUUCCUUCAUCCACAUCACCUGGCUCUGCUGGGGACUCUCCUUCUAGCACACCUUCUAAGCUGCAAACUGGGAUAGACAUGCCAUUGCUGGCGUCUUUUCGGGCCCAGCAAAUUACAUCAGGUUCAGGGGCAACUAGUUCAAGCCAGCAUGCUUCAGGUAGCGGAAUACAAUGCGGACCUUGCGGGUCUGGGCCUGGGUCCAGUGGAGGAGGAACCUCCGUGUUCCCGUUUGGUCAGUUUUCAUCUACUGGUUCACCUUCAUCUAGUACGGCCCAGCUGCACCCUCAACCACAAAAUCAAAAAUCCUUCCGCUCUGGUACACCACCUCUCUCAAACCUCUUUCACCAAGGAUCUAUAGGUGGAAGCACAGGGUCAGGACUAAGUGGAAGUUUAGCUGGAGCUUGUGGUGGUGCUACGGGGUGGUCUUUAGGUGGAGCAGUUGGAGGUUUUGUGGAAGGGGCCACUGAAUCACUGGUAGUGACUACCACUGGAGGAUCACUGGGAAGGGCUUCUGAUGGAUCAGUGGCACUGAUUUAUGGUGGGGCCUCAGGGGGAACAUUUGGAGGAUUUUCUUGUGAUUCAACACAAGGAAAUUCUGGGGGAUCAAUGGGGAGGACUUCUGGUGGAUCAACAACUAGCCAUUUAGGAGGAAGUUCUAGUGGGACAGUGGGAGGAGUGACUGGAGGACAUAUAGGCAGAGCAGUAAGUGGCACAAUUGGAAGCCAUAUAGCAGGAUCUACAGCUUGUCCUCUUGGAGGAAUUCCUGGUGGAAUUACUUCUGGGCUUAUUAGUUCCUCUCGCUGUCAGAGCCCUAUAUCUAAUAAUUCUAUAUCUGGUCAGCUUCCCCAAAACCAACCACCUGCCAAGCCUCCUCAGGUGGCUCCUCUGCAGCAGUUUGCUGGAGGAGGCAGGACUACCAGUGGAUUAAACCUUUUCCAGUCCCCUCCACAAGGUUCCCCAUCCUCUGGUAGAGGACAGCACAGUCAGCAGCCUGCUGAGGGCUCCCCAUCUUCCCUCAGCCAUUCUAGUCUGGCAGGCCUCCAGUCUGGCUGCUUACCUCACCAGAUGUCACUGGAAAGGUCUGCAUUGGCUUCUCUGGCCCAGUAUGGCUCAGCAAACGCCUCGCCCUGCCUUACUCCGGUCGCACCCAGUCCCACUGUUCAAAGCCCCGUGGCAGGCAGGACUUUCCACUAUAGUGACCCUUCUAGUGUCACAGGAUCCCACAGUUCUUUGCUCAUGCCUCAAACUUGUUUUCCUUCACAGCUUCCAAGCCAGCCACAAAAUACAGGAAGAGAUUCCCCUCUGGGACGUUUUUCUGAGGACCUAAAGCUUUUAUCCAGCUCUCAUUCAUCCCUGCCCCAGGAGGUGACCCAGGUCUUAGGCCACCAAACUCCUUGCUCUUCAAUAGAAACUGGGUAUUACCCUUCUCCAUUUUCCUCUCCUACUCUUGUACCCAAACCCUGUAGCUCAGUGCCAGGGCACAUGACUCCUCCAAUCCAGAUGUCUCCGGGGCACCCUCACCAGACUUAUUCCUCCGGGGCCUCGCCAGCCAUGUCUUUACGGAGGGACUCUGCUGCCUUUUCAUCUGAUCUAGAACCUCAGUCUGUCCGCUCUAAACUCCCUUCAAAUUUGUGA